Molecule: messenger RNA, 1233 nt
Organism: Mangifera indica (mango)
Lineage: Eukaryota; Viridiplantae; Streptophyta; Magnoliopsida; Sapindales; Anacardiaceae
Product: metacaspase-9
Exons: 2
Coding region: 199-1149 (316 amino acids)
Biological process (GO): proteolysis
Molecular function (GO): cysteine-type endopeptidase activity
Source: RefSeq, a predicted model, not a curated record
CUGGCAAAUAUUCCUUUCAUCCCUCUCGACACUUGAAAGCCAAUCAACGUAAUCCAGCUCCGGUUUACUUGAACCAACUUCCAAGUGAUCAAAAUAAACUAACUUUUACACGCUAUAAAAGCAACCAAAUCCCCACAAAAGAAUCAUCACUUCCUAAUCACAACACACAAUCACUUUCUAUUGAAUAUUUUUUGCAAAAUGGAAAAGGCAAACAAGAGACUUGCUCUUCUAGUGGGAUGUAAUUACCACAACACCAGAUAUGAGCUGCAUGGAUGCAUAAACGAUGUGUUAGCAAUGAGAGAAGUUCUUGUGAAUCGAUUCGGGUUCAAGCCCACCCAGAUUGAGCUACUCACUGAUGCACCAGAGUCGCCGGUGAUGCCUACAGGUGCAAACAUAAAAGGUGCACUUGAUAAAAUGGUGAGCAAGGCUGAAGAUGGUGAUGUCCUGUUCUUCCAUUAUAGUGGUCAUGGCACAAGGAUCCCUUCUCGCAAACCCGGUCGACCUUUUCGGCAGGAUGAAGCCAUUGUCCCAUGUGAUUUCAAUCUCAUCACUGACUUGGACUUCCGGCAAAUUGUAAACCGACUGCCAAAGGGUGCAAGCUUCACAAUUCUUUCAGAUUCAUGCCACAGCGGGGGUCUUAUUGACAAGGAAAAAGAACAAAUAGGGCCUUCUUCAAUCAAUCACAACAGUCAAAAUCUAUGUCUGUCUAAACCAAAGACGAUUCCUUUCCAAUCCCUACUUGAACAUCUGUCAUCACUAACUUUUAUAAACACAUCUGAUAUUGGCACUCACUUGCUGGAAAACUUUGGAGCCGAUGCAAGCAUUCGAUUUCUGUUAACGCCUCAUCAAGAAUCUGAGUUGUUUGAAUCUUUGAAGCCUGAUGAAGGGAUUCUGCUAAGUGGGUGUCAAGCAGAUGAAACUUCUGCAGACAUGAGCCCCGAUGAGGGCGGUGGAAAGGCUUAUGGGGCGUUUAGCAAUGCUGUUCAGAUAGCUUUGAAGGAGCAUUCUGGUUCAUUGAGCAAUAGAGAGAUUGUGAUGAUGGCCAGGAAGAUUUUACAACAACAGCACGUUGAGCAACAUCCUUGUUUGUACUGCAGUGAUGAGAAUGCUGAUGCCAGUUUCUUGUUGCAGGCUGAAACUGAAAUUUAGGUUUCAGUUUCAAAAUAUUUACGAAGCGAAUAAAUGAAGUUGUCCUCUUAUCUACCUAAAUAAAAAGAAUCGUUGCUAUGUUCA